CUUACCAACACUUUAUCUGCAAGAAGCGAGGCAUAAACAAAAAGUCAGAAUCUCGAAAUUCAUCUCAAUUGAAUUUAAUUAAUUAACCAUGGACUGCGAUGAAUCCGAUAUGGUAUACUGUCCGUACAACAAGGCGCACAAAAUGCUGCGCAAGAAACUGCAGCAGCACAUCAUAAAGUGUCGUGAGCUCUACAAGGACACGGUAAAUCUAAUGGUCUGCCCUUUCAAUAAGGCGCAUUUGAUCCCAGAACCAGAAUACUAUCCACACCUUAAAAUCUGCGACGAUCGCAAGAUUAUAGUCCAGUAUCAGACCAGUGCAGCUGCCGUUUUGAGCGAAGACACCAAGCAUGCCAAAAUCGAGUGCGACGAGAACUGGGACGAUGACGACACACCCGAUUACAAUCCUAUGGCCUAUUGCGCCACCGCCAACAUUGUGAGGGAGCCCACUGGAAUGUUCCCAGCGCAGCGAAAGGCAUUCAUUAAGGAGGAGAACAAACGCCAGUUAGGCGCAGACUACGAGGAGGAGCCGAGACCGGCGAAGGGCAAGAACCGCGAGGAGAAUCGUCACGCUCCCUACAAUUCCAACAAGCAGCGUUCAGGGCGCCGUUACUGAGAAUAAGAACAUUUGAUCUUACAAAUACCAAAGCCCUUUAUGUGCCUUCUCAUAGCUCAUAGAUACUUAUGUAUAAAAAAAAACCAUCAACAUGUGUCCAAAUAUAAACUCAUCUUAAUAUAA
Messenger RNA from Drosophila kikkawai, 736 nucleotides. It is a transcript of the gene arx, whose product is annotated as asterix. The record is from RefSeq and is a predicted model, not a curated record. Lineage: Eukaryota; Metazoa; Arthropoda; Insecta; Diptera; Drosophilidae.